Molecule: messenger RNA, 3420 nt
Organism: Podarcis muralis (Common wall lizard)
Lineage: Eukaryota; Metazoa; Chordata; Lepidosauria; Squamata; Lacertidae
Gene: ANKRA2
Product: ankyrin repeat family A member 2
Biological process (GO): regulation of gene expression
Cellular component (GO): nucleus
Molecular function (GO): protein binding
Source: RefSeq, a predicted model, not a curated record
GCGGCUUGACUUUUUUCCUUCCGGGUCUAAGCGGAAGUGACGAUAUGGGCCGCAACAAACACAACAAUAACAGCGCCGCGGUGGAAGAUGUCAGUGAGGACCGACGAGAGACUAGGAAGAUGGUCGUAACCCUUGGCUGUUGAGAUUUUAUUUUAAUUUUUUCAAGAAAACUGAAGUAAUAGCCAUAAGACAAUACAUCGUAUAACUGAGAUUUGAAUGAUGGAAUCAUCUACAAAUCUAGAUGUUGGAGCCCAGUUAAUUGUGGAAGACUGUUCUGGCAGCUAUAGCCUGUCUCACAUGCCAGAUAUUAAAGUGGAGCCUCACCUCGAUUCCAGUGUUGAAGAAGGACCAGCUCAGAGUGUUGCCAUGGGAAUGAAAUUCAUUUUACCCAAUAGGUUUGAUAUGAAUGUGUGUUCUCGGUUUGUCAAAUCAUUGAAUGAAGAAGACAGCAAAAACAUUCAGGAUCAAGUGAACUCUGACCUUGAAGUGGCAUCUGUAUUAUUUAAAGCUGAGUGCAAUAUCCAUACUUCUCCUUCUCCUGGAAUUCAAGUAAGACAUGUCUACACCCCAUCAACUACGAAGCACUUUUCUCCCAUAAAGCAGUCAACCACAUUAACUAACAAGCACAGGGGAAAUGAAGUUUCUACAACCCCUUUGCUUGUAAACUCUCUUUCUGUUCACCAGCUGGCAGCUCAAGGAGAAAUGCUGUAUUUAGCUACACGCAUAGAGCAAGAAAAUGUAAUCAACCAUACGGACGAAGAAGGCUUUACCCCUCUGAUGUGGGCUGCAGCUCAUGGGCAGAUAGCAGUGGUAGAAUUUCUGCUUCAAAAUGGUGCAGACCCACAGAUCCUUGGAAAAGGGCGAGAGAGUGCACUAUCACUGGCCUGCAGUAAAGGAUACACAGACAUUGUCAAGAUGUUGCUCGACUGCGGAGUUGAUGUAAAUGAAUAUGACUGGAAUGGUGGUACACCUUUGCUCUAUGCUGUGCAUGGGAACCAUGUAAAAUGUGUCAAAAUACUCUUAGAGCAUGGUGCUGAUCCUACUAUAGAGACAGACUCCGGAUAUAAUUCCAUGGAUCUGGCUGUAGCCCUGGGCCAUCGUAGUGUUCAACAGGUUAUUGAGUCACACUUAUUAACACUCCUUCAAAACAUCAAAGAAUAAUGACAUUUUCGUCAUGAGACAAGACUUCGUAUGCGAAGAAAAACUGGGUUUUAGGACUGAUCAACAUGAAAAAGACUUGAUUUUUUAAAAAAUCAGCACCGUGAUCCCACCAUUGUUGGAGGACGGCAGGUGGGGGAGACUCUCAUUACUUUAGGCAGUCCUAGUUUGCCACCCAAACCAGGGAUUUUGGCAGUGUCUGUUGGCCUGCACCUUUUAAGCAGUUAUUGGUUGUGCAGAUGGAAAAGUUAGCAGCACCAGAGCUGCAGUGUUGAGCAUGGCCUGCCACCAGCAAGCCUUUCCCUUGCAGCAGUGCUGCUUUAUCAUACCAGAAAAAGACAGUGUACAAAAUCACAUGACGGAGACUGUUGUGUAACAAACUUCAGCUAAAUUUUUGGGCAAGAGAGUGCUUGACGUUUGGAUUCAAGAAAACUUUCUGAGGCUUUGCUCAGGCAACACUUCUCUCAUUGGUAAGAUUUUAACAUGAUUCUUGUCAAACCACAUCUAUCCUACUUUCAAAUAUUUCAUGCAAUAUUGAAUAUUCUGUUUGACAAAGGAAUUGUAGAGAAUUUAACAUUGUAUAAAAUAACAUACCUCCUUAUUCUUCAUAAUCUAUUAAAAGCCUACUUGGAGCACUACAUUAGUGCAUAUGCUACUGAAAUGAGUCAGGCUGGUGCUAGGGAAUGCAGCAUAUGUAUUAAAAUUUGCAGUUACGAACCGACUAGGUACUCUUAGGUGAGGGUAGAAAGGCUUUCUCCGAUUGUACUCUACAAUCAGCUUGUAUAUCAACCCACAGAUGUAACUGGACUUCAAUAUACGUUACUUGUUUGCUGGUGAAUGGCAGAGGAGGGUCUAAAGAGUUUCAUCCCAUUUGUACCCUGCUUCCUUUCUGUGCUGGCUCAUGCUUAAAUUCCACCCAAGUCAUCUGAAAAUAAAUCCCCCAAUUAGCUAGUUUACUUGGAGCCGAAAGUUGUUCUGUAAGUAGUGAAGUUCUUUCAGGGUUAUACUUAAGAAUAUAAGUGAGUAAAUUUCCUGUUUGGAUGUUUUUAUUUUAUUUUAUUUUAAAAAUAAAUAUCGGCCAACAGCGAGAAAUGUUUUUCAGUACUUUUCUCCAAUAUGCUGGAUUUCUAUGAACCAGUAUUUUUUUUUUGACAUGAGAGAGGUUUGAAUCAUGUCCCUUUAAUUCUGAAAUGGUUAGGUUCCAUGAAACACCUGUGUUUUCUGAGCAUAUAGGGCAGAUCUUAAAACUAUGAGUGGAGAAUGUAGUCUGGUACCUUCACACAAACAAGAUAAACCUUUUAACAGGCUUUCUGAAAGGCUGAGAACCACAAACUUCGACAUGAUCCUCUGCUACAGGUCAAGACUUGUACCCAAAAUGUAGACAAGUAAAUGGUACUUGUCUUGCAUUAUGACUUUGUCAUACCCAAAGAGCCAAGACGUUCAAAUGGUCAAUACUGUGAACUUGUGAUUACUGAGAAUUUUGCACAGAUUACCAUGAAAUGUUGUAUAAAUGUAAAUAAACCCUUCCACUUUCACCCAGUGUACCUAAAAGUUGUCUGAAACAGCAAUGGGACUAUCUUCAGCUCCUAUGCUUGCCUAAAUAAGGUUGAAAUGUCUAAGAGUGAACUGUAAAUGUAUUUAAAUGAAAGAUAGGUAGUACAAUGUGCUCAAAGCCUAAGAGCUAGAAUAAUAAUUAAAACAAAUAUUUAUUUCCAAGUAAAAGUGUUUCAGACUUAGUAUAAGGCAGAUUGUGAACAGGGCAUCCUUUUGUGGUUACAACCGAUGAAAACGAGCCUCCUACCAUUUUUGCCGUAUCUCUAUCGCAUAUUACACGGAACCAUUAUUCUUCAGUUAAAGAACAAAAAAGCCCCUGUAGAAGUAACAAUGUUUUAUUAUAAAGUUAAAAGCAUUUAGCAUCUGUUUAAAAUGCAUGUUUCCAGUAAUGAAAAUAAACAUUUUUCUCUGAGGGGUAAUUGUGCAAUACUGAACAUGCAAUAGGUUCCCUGUUCUCAAGAAUCUGAUUAGCCAAAGCAGACUAUUUAAAUUCCUCCAUUCCCCCCCCCCAUGGACCUAUGCAAGUGUACCCCUCUAUAAAUGAUGUCUUUGAUGCACUAUGUAUUAGGAUGCGUCUGCCAAGUUUUUGCUCAAGCUGCUCAGCUAAACUCUUGUUUUGAUCUUGUAAAGUUGUGUCUUAGGUGUUAUUACCUAUUUUGAGAGUUGCAAGUUCUUCAUAUAGUGCAAAUAAACGGUUUUAAAAUGAAA